AUGACCAUCUCAGUAAAAUAUAUCUUCACCGACCCAGCUGCAGCGCUGCAGGCGCGCACGGAGGCGUUUCUAGGGUUCCCUGUGCCGGCAUUUUCUUGUCUCCUUUUGCUGCUAGGGUUUUAUCUGGUGCUGGCAGCACUUGCUCUCCGCGUGCAGGAAAACCGUUGCAGCAUUCCUUUGAAGGCUAUAGCAGGGGCUGCCGGAUCAGCAGCAGCAGCAGCAGAGCCAGCAGCAGCAGCAGCAGCAGUAGAAGCAGAAGCAGCAGCAGCAGCAGCAGCAGGCUGCAGCUUUCCUACCUUAACUACAAGCGAACUAGAGACAAAGAUUACUGUCGUUGACGCCCCAGGGCACCCCCGCUUGAGAGCUGCAGCAUUUGCUGCUGCUGCUGCUGCAUCUCAUAUCUUAUUCUUUGUUGAUGCUGCUGAUAAACCCUCUAUUAAAGUAGCAGCAGAGUUUCUGUUUGAGUUGUUCUGCAACCCCACUAUUCAGGAGGCGCGGCCCCCUUUGUUGUUAGUAGUAAAUAAAACAGACAAACCCGAGGCUAGAGGGCAGCAGGCGGUUAUUGAGGACCUGGAAAGGGAGAUCGAGCGCUGCCGCGUCUGUCGCCAGGCUUCACAAGACCCCGAAGAUUCUGCUGUCUCCUUUGUAGGCGUAGAGGGGCAGAGGUUUGUCUUACAAGAUUCUCCUUGUCCCCUGGUGUGCUAA
Eimeria acervulina is the source of this 705-nucleotide messenger RNA. Its product is annotated as signal recognition particle receptor subunit beta, putative. Lineage: Eukaryota; Apicomplexa; Conoidasida; Eucoccidiorida; Eimeriidae. Bases 1 to 705 code for a protein of 234 amino acids. The record is from RefSeq and is a predicted model, not a curated record. The transcript has 6 exons.